UCUCUAUUCAUCUUCGAGAAGAAAGUAGCUGAGAAACUGCACAAGCCAAAAAGACGCGAAAUGGUGGCUGAACUUCUGAGGCGUGACCUUGACAAUAUGGGGAAGGUCAGACACAACAAGGUCAUCAAAAUGCUACAUCCGGUCGAGGAGUGCAACUCAAGCAUAGCCUUCGCCAGUGAACCAAUCAGAGCGAGUCUCACGAACUUGAUGGGGAAUUAUGACAAAUUGCCACUGGCCGUUCAAAUGGAUUUGAAGGUCCAUUAUAACAAAUUGAGAUUAUGA
Messenger RNA from Helobdella robusta, 282 nucleotides. RefSeq lists its product as hypothetical. The record is from RefSeq and is a predicted model, not a curated record. The transcript has 2 exons. The annotation marks the transcript as partial. NCBI's taxonomy places the organism in Eukaryota, Metazoa, Annelida, Clitellata, Rhynchobdellida, Glossiphoniidae.